GUCCAUUGAGCUAUUUGAAGCAGCCGCGAUAAGAGGAGCCCAGAGACGUGUUUAUUUCAGCAAACGAAAAUAAAACGAAGCAGACCGUCUUCAGAUUUAUAACACUGCGAAGAAAUGCGCUGGCAAACGAGAUCCUGCAAGAGAAGAGCUGACUUCCGCGUGCACUGUUAAUGCCCCGCGUGCGCUGAGGAGGACCGUAAAACUGCAGCAUUUACUUAUUUGUUACGUUAAGCGAAAUAUAUCGUUAUAUCGCAAGCUGCUGGGUAAAUGUGUAGUUUUGCAUUUGUCCUUAUGUGCAUUUAAUGAUGCAGAAUUAAAGUGCAAAUUUUUAGACCAAAGUGUGUGAGUGAACGCGAGAACAUUUUACAUUAAAGUGGGACCGUCGCUUAUCACGUGCCAACAGAUGAAAACAAGUAGGACACUUUAUUGCCGCCGUUAACAGUCGCUAUGUUAUACCUUGUAGAGCGGGGCUCAGGAUUAAAAGAUAGUGGGGGCGAUGGAAAGUAAUCUAGUAAAGGGACCGUCUCAGUAAAAUAAUCAGUUAUAUAAGCUGAACUUUUAUAGACGUUUUAAAGGGCAUUAUAUUAAGAGGCGCUGGAAAUGACGUCGCCCGUGGAGCGGACUUUGCAGGCAGCGCGCAGCGGGGACCUGCAGACCCUGAAGGCGCAGCUGGCGCAGCGGGCGCUGCAUGGCGACGUAAAGGAUGCCUUCGGCGCCACGGCCGUGCACCACGCCGCCCGGACGGGGAGGCUCAGCUGUCUGCGCUACUUGGUGGAGGAGGCUGAACUGGCCGGUAACUGCGAGGCGAGAAACGGAGCGAGUCCGGCGCACGACGCCGCCGCCACCGGCCACCUGGCGUGUCUGCAGUGGCUUCUGGAGCGCGGCGGAUGCCGCGCCAAGGACAGGGACAGCUCAGGGGCUACGGUCCUACACCUUUCUUCCCGCUUCAGCCACCAUGAGGUCACAGACUGGCUGCUGCAGAGUGGCGAAGGCGACCCCAGUGUCGCCACGGACACUGGCGCACUUCCAGUGCAUUAUGCCGCUGCCAAGGGAGACCUGACAUCACUGCGGCUGCUGCUUAGCCACAGUCCAAGCCUGGUCAAUGCCCAAACAAAGAAUGGUGCCACUCCGCUUUACCUGGCCUGCCAGGAAGGCCGUCUGGAGGUGGUGCAGUACCUGGUAAAGCACUGCACCGCUGAUCCGUGCGUCCGGGCUGGUGACGGCAUGACGCUGCUGCACGCCGCCGCCCAGAUGGGACACUGCACCGUCAUCGCCUGGCUGAUGAGCUUCACGUCAGUCAGCCUGGCAGAGCGGGACGCCAACGGGGCCACUGCCAUGCAUUUCGCAGCCAGUCGGGGUCACGCCAAGAUGCUGAGCUGGCUGCUUCUGCACGGGGGGGAGGCCGUCGCCGACAGCUGGGGGGGCACGCCCCUGCACGAUGCCGCUGAGAACGGCGAGCUGGAGUGCUGCCAGAUCCUGGUGGUGAACGGGGCAGACCUGCAGCUGCGGGACCGGGACGGCUUCACCGCAGCCGAGCUGGCCGAAUGUGGCGGACAUACCCAGUGUGCCAAGUACCUGCGGACUGUUGAGAACUUGAGCGUGCAGCAUCGCGUGCUCUCCAGAGACCCCUCAGCUGACCUGGAGUACAAGCAGCCUGAUUCCGGCCUGUCAUCCCCCAACGCCACGUUCCGCUCCCCGGUGCAACCGGCCCGGUUUGACAUGGGCUCUCCCUCCAGCACCUUGUCCAACUAUGACUCCUGCAGCUCCAGCCAAUCUAGUACUGGGGAGAAGAGGACUGCGCCCCCUGGGGGAGCAGGUGGCUCCAGUGACACAGACAUCGUGGACAUGCAGACCUACAUGGACAUGCUGAAUCCUGAGCUGGUGUCUGGGUGUCCCGAUGCCGUGGUCCCACCUCCCCCGCCGGAUUUUCCUCCGCCUCCACCACCCCUCAACAGCGCAAUGCGGCGGCCCGAAGAGCCGCCCCCCCCACCACCGCCCCCUCCCAGCUACCCCCCACCAAGCCCUCCUGAGGACCAGCCCUCGGCUGAGAUCUACUUGAGGGUCAAGAACAAACUGCGGCAUGUAGAGGGCGGAGCCAAGGAUGAGUUAAGGACCAGUGAAAACCCGAACAGUCUACGCCGAAUCGACUCCAACCGGAAAUCCCGUAACUUCAGCAAACAGCCCAGCACUGGGGACUACUACAGGGAGCUGGGCAGAAACACGGUCAACCAUCGUGGAACCGACGCCAUGGCGCCCAGCGAGGAGGUAGGGGGGCCAUCAGGUCCCUGCCCCCCGAGCCCUGAGAACGGCACAGCGGAGGAGCUGCCCCUACCCCCUCCGCCACCCCCCCUGCCAGAGAGCCAAAGCACCCCCCCGCCGCCACCUCCGCCACCCCCCCCACCGCCCUCGGAGUCGUCACCCCAGCAGCCCAGCGAGGGCGGCCACCGGAGAAUGUCCUCCUCGUCCUCUGGAAGCGCCAAGUCCUUCAACAUGAUGUCCCCGACUAGCGACAACUCUGAACUUCUGGCUGAAAUUAAGGCCGGGAAAAGCCUGAAGCCGACGCCCCAGAGCAAAGGAUACACCACCGUCUUCUCCAGCGGCGGGGCUCCCGGGAGCAACGAAGAGAGUCCAGCCACGACCCCGCCUCCGGCCUCUGUCACUCCGCCCACAAAGCCCUUGUCCCUGCCCCCAGAGACUCCUCCCACUACUCCCAAUUCGGCCGGUCCGUCCACCCCACGGGCACUGGCAACCUCGCUCAGCCAGGAGCGGCUACCCCCCGUUCUGAAUGGCAACACAGAGCUGCCCCCGCCCACCACGGAUAAGGCCGGCCCGGUGGACGUGGACGCCAUGGUGCCCACGCAUGACGAACAGGGCCGCCUCAUUCCGGACUGGAAGAGGCAGGUGAUGGUGCGCAAGCUGCAGAUGAAGAUCCAGGAAGAGGAGGAGCACAAACGCAAGGCUGAGGAGGAGGCAACUCGCUUGGCAUCCAUGCCAGCCUGGAGGAGGGACAUCAUGAAGAAGAAGAUGGAUGAGGAGAGGGAGCAAAAAAGAAGAGAGGAAGAGAGACUGAAGAUGGAGAAGGAGAACGAGGAGAAGUCGGAGCUGGAGAAGCUACGUACCCUGGGCUACGACGAGACCAAGCUGGCACCUUGGCAACGGCAGAUCAUCCUAAAGAAAGGAGACAUCACAAAACAAUAGACCGGUGUUUCCCAAUCUGGUCCUCGGGGACCUGCGGACAGUCCAUGUUUUUGCUCCCUACCAGGAGCUGGGAGGGAGCAAAAAUGUGGACUGUGUGUGGGUCCUCAAGGACUGGGUUGGGAAACACUGUAAUAGACCGAGUCUCUGCCUCCUUCCCAGUCAUCCCCUACCUACAGCUCCUUCCCUUCGCUAGACUCCCCCAUCCUGCUCCAUAGAGCACAGAGAAGAUCACACCCCAUAAUCCUGCCCUGCCCACCUCUCCCCUCCCCUAAUAAAGGACCACGAUGACCUCCCCCCAAAGUGGGUCGCACACGUCAUGCCCUGCACACGAUCCUUGACGUACUAUAGGACAGCCCCCCCCCUUAAAGACUUGCGUGACAGGCACCAGCACCUGAAGAGGAAUCGGCACUGUUUGCACAGACCACUGCACAGACCACUGCACAGACCGCUGCUCUGCCUUUGUAAGCUGUUGGCGACGGAUCCUGAAGCCUUAGCUGGUCCCUGUAGCUUUAGCUGGCCUGCUACUGUAAUCUUAUUAAAUGUUUCAACUCGCCAGCUGCUAUUUUCUCUUCCACUGGCACAUUAUUCCAGACAGAUACAAAACUGCAAACUACGACAAGACCUGUGUCAAACGAGUGUGACGUGAACUUCAGUCGGUCUAAAUCUCCCGACGUAGAAAAGCGAACAGAAUUAGCAAGCGGCUGCUAUUUCCGGGCCGUCAGGUGUCAGACUGGCCGUACCACUGAGUUUUGUCCUCAUGCCGGUCUGUCUCACUGCACGUGUCGUGCAGAGCAGUACGGGGGGAACGCUGGCUGGUUGUCAUGCUUUUUAGAUCUUAGGUCGUUUCGUAAAGCCAGAGGAAAAGUGUGGCAUUGACUGACACGACAGACCCCGAGAGGUCUGUGCUUCGCAUUAGCAUCAGAUGCGAAAAUGUGAUGGAAACGCAAAAAGCUGCGAAACCCACAAGUGAUGAAUUCAUCUCUUAAUUACCUCCAAUUAAUAGAUCCUAAACUGGUCCUGUGCAGUCUGAGAUGUGAUGAAACCUUCAUACAUCAGUAAGGCAGUCGAAUAUAAAUAUAGAAAUUACUCCAAUUUCUCCUUUGUUGCAUUUCAAAUAGAGAUUAUAAUUACACAAGUUGGAGCUACUAUUCCUGAGUCACUGUUAUGUUAAUAUCACGGACACCUAGAGUUACUGUGGGGACAGCAAAAUUCCCAGAAUGCCUGAUAUCGCAUAACACGUUUACCAUUACAUACUGCUGAGAAAAAGUCCAUAUUGCAAUGAAUUGCAAUGAAAUGAUCCCCACCAAAGUUUAUGUGAACUGUGUCUUGGUUUAGAAGUUAAUUUGAAUCAUUCAUCAAUACGAAUUGGACCAAUUGGAAUCAAAUAUUUUGCUCUCAUGCUGUAGCUUAACUACCAAGGUGCUGGUUCGUUAAUAUUUUUUGACAUUCAGAAACUUUAAAACCAUUCCAAUGCAUAGAGCAGCACAAUAUAUAUUUAAAAAAGUGUAGAAUAUAGUGACCUCUUUAAUGUACCGAAUGUGUCUUUCUGGAGAUGUGCAUAAAAAUUGCUUUCUAUAUAGUGAAAAAUACGUAAGGCUUAAUUUUAAAAAUCUUUAAAUGCUAAAAAAUAUAUAUAUAGGAAUCUACAGACAAAUUCAUGGUACUAAUUCAGAAUCCAUUUGGGGAUAUUGAAUUAACUUCAUUGGAUGCCAUAUUCAUGUUAAAAUUUAAAAAUAGAGACUUUUUGCCAUUAUCAGAUUUUUUAUGCAGAAAUAUACAAUCCCUUAAUUGUAUCGUACUAAUUAUAUUAUUUUAUUGUUCACAGUCUUGCCUCUAUAGAACUUUCACUGUGUAAAAAUAAAAUAUUUUCAGACUUCAA
This is a messenger RNA of Paramormyrops kingsleyae, 5077 nucleotides long. Lineage: Eukaryota; Metazoa; Chordata; Actinopteri; Osteoglossiformes; Mormyridae. The record is from RefSeq and is a predicted model, not a curated record.